Molecule: messenger RNA, 550 nt
Organism: Trichoplusia ni (cabbage looper)
Lineage: Eukaryota; Metazoa; Arthropoda; Insecta; Lepidoptera; Noctuidae
Exons: 2
Coding region: 89-349 (86 amino acids)
Source: RefSeq, a predicted model, not a curated record
UAAAUCGUCAGUCAAAGUUCUUGUGCAACCCGUGUCACAGGUCACUCUGUUGCCAGUCGUUUUAUAAGAAGGUCGUUGAAUAUUAAUCAUGAAGUUCUUCAUAGUUGCGGUAAUCAGCGCGAUGGUCCUGGCAGCUAAUGCUAGGUUCGUAUCAUUGGAUGAGGCGCUAUUUGCUGACCUUGAUAGAUCAGUCGACGAAAUCAAAUCUAUAAGAGAGGCCAAAGAAGUUCUGUACAUACCAACGACUAUAAAGGACUGCACCAACCCUGGAUGUGACUACAUUUGUAAGUUGUUGGGCUUCAAACACGGUACCUGUGUCUCUUCAACAACUUGCCGAUGCUACAGUUAGAUGUACAACAUCAGAUCUGUGUUCUUUUUAGUAAGGAUUUUUUAUACGACAUUUAUUUCAUAAGGGACUCGGUUUUUAAAGAGUAUCUUCGUAUGCCAGAGAUAAACAACCUAUUCUUUUUGCCUUUAUUAAAUUUUAAAACUUCCUCUUAGUAUGAUAUGUAUUCUAUAAGUAGUUUUGAAAUAAACUGUAUUCUUUAUA